Camellia sinensis is the source of this 1008-nucleotide messenger RNA. The record is from RefSeq and is a predicted model, not a curated record. NCBI's taxonomy places the organism in Eukaryota, Viridiplantae, Streptophyta, Magnoliopsida, Ericales, Theaceae.
GUGUUGGUAUUAUUUCUUGGAGUUUAUUUUUACUCAAUCCAUAGGACUCUAUGAACCACUACUAAACUUUAGUUUGAGCAAUGAUUCUGCUGAUUUGAUCAACUUAUCGGUUAUUUCAGCUUUAAAAAUAUGCCUCUUUGUGGAAUUUGCAUAUAUAAAUUGAAUAUUUGUUAAUUCAAGCCCUAAUUUCAAAUUUCAUGUGAUUACCAAUUCAACCUGGGAUUAUUAUUCUUUAAUUACGAUCUGAUUUGAGAUUGUGGUAGAUCAUCAGAAAUUGUAUUUCUUUUCCUUUAAUGUGUUUUGUCUGGUGGCUUUUGUUUGCUCCUAUUUUUUUUCUGAAUGACAUUCAGAGAUGUCACCUCAAACUCCUGAUUCAUCCGAUCAAGACAAAGAACCAUUUGUUGAAGUUGAUCCAUCUGGACGGUUUGGCCGGUACAGCGAUCUGCUUGGUGCUGGUGCCGUCAAGAAGGUUUAUAGGGGAUUUGAUCAGCGUGAAGGAAGAGAUGUUGCAUGGAAUCAGGUUCGGUUAGGGAAGUUCAGUGAUGAUCCUUCUGUCAUCAAGAGGCUUCAGUCGGAGAUUGCAUUGCUGAAGUCGUUGAAGAAUGAUUACAUUAUUGUUCUCUACAGUUUUUGGAAGGACAAUGAGCGCAACACAUUGAAUUUCAUUACUGAAGCAUGCACUUCAGGGAAUCUGAGAGAUUACAGGAAGAAGCAUCGCCAUGUGUCAAUGAAGGCCAUGAAGAAGUGGUCAAGACAGAUACUUAAGGGCUUGGAUUAUCUCCAUACCCAUGAUCCUUGCGUCAUUCAUAGAGAUCUUAAUUGCAGUAACAUUUUCAUCAACGGAAACAUCGGAAAGGAACUAAAUGACAUCUUAUCUGUAGGUCAAGAUUGGUGAUCUGGGCUUGGCAACAAUAGUAGGGAGGAGCCAUCAUGCUCAUUCGUUAAUAGGGACGCCCGAGUAUAUGGCACCAGAACUGUACGAGGAGGAUUACACAGAGUUAGUGGACA